AAUUGUCCCGACCAGAGGAGGCGGGGAGGAGACAGACUGAGGAGAAGCAGCUCGUCCUAAACUCGAUCGCCGCACGGUCUACACGGAUUAACGGCAGCUUUAGCGGUUGUUGCUAUCAUAUUAUAGCGUUUCCACUUGUCAUUUCAAGUCAUUUCGACGAGAGAAGGCUGUUUGGCCCACUUUGGAGAAGGCAAACACCCGGGAGAGCUCCUCAUAAUCGGCUGUGUUUCCCUCCUGGAGCGGACGGAGGUUUUUUUUUUUGGCUGUGGCCGGGCAACCCCUCCGGACCGUCGGACGAAAACCGAGACUUCACCACGGAAUAAAAGCAACCCAACCGAGUGUUCGUAGCCGCUGUUGUCAUUGUCGGAUACCGUACAGGCUCAUUUCAUCGCCGUUUUCGUCGUUUUCCAGCUAUGCGUCGGAGCUUAUCGAGGAGAAGUUUGAUUGGACAGCGGAGUGCGCUUGAUUUCCAGUCCGAUGGAUGUUAGCCCUGCCCGGCUGUGGCUCGGCUCCUUCCUCCGCUGGUCUCAUCAUAACAGUGUAAACCCCAGCAGACACAGGUGAACACGGCUGCUCAUAACAAUGCUGCAGACCUGGCAAGUACACAACAGCCCCGGCUUGAAUGCCAACAAGUCGCCUUCCAGUGUUUGUCUGUAAACCUGGAAAUACCAACCAUCCCCUCCUCUUCUUCAUCUUCCUCCUCUUCCUCCCUUCCUCUUUUUUUGGACUACUAAGCCUUGUAUUACCUGGGAUCUUUUGGAUUUACGCUAUUUUAAGUAUAUAAACAUGUCAUUUUUGCAGAGACAGUGCUCCCAGACAGUGGAGCAGCCAGACAUUUAAUUUAAAUCAGCUGUUUUUGAAUAGAUUUUUUUGCAGUUUUUUUUUUUGCAGUUUUUUUUUCUCUUUCUUGUCAGAGGAUCACAUUCGAAUGGAAAAUGGGAGACGCCACCAAACUGGCCUUCGCCGUUUUCCUCAUCUCCUGCUCUUCAGGUGCCAUCCUGGGACGCUCCGAGACGCAGGAGUGCGUCUACUACAACUCCAGCUGGGAGAAGGAGCGCACCAACCGCAGCGGCAUCGAGCCCUGCUACGGCGAGAAAGACAAGCGGCGGCACUGCUUCGCCACGUGGAAGAACGUCUCUGGCACCGUGGAGGUGGUGAAGCAGGGCUGCUGGCUGGACGACGUCAACUGCUACGACAGUAACGAGUGUGUGGAGAAGAAGGAGAGCCCUGACGUCUUCUUCUGCUGCUGCGAAGGCAACAUGUGCAAUGAGAGAUUCCUGUAUGCCCCUGAAGGUCUCCCGCAGAGCCAGACGCACCAGUCCACCGCCUACACCACCUCCAACCCAUUUCCCCCGAAGCCCCCGAUCUUCAGCACUCUGCUCUACUCCCUGGUUCCCAUCAUUGGCCUGGCCGCCGUCGUUCUCUUCUCUUUCUGGAUGUGGAGACACCACAAACUGGCCUACCCAGCUGCCCUCGUGCCCACACAUCACGCCUUUCACAUUAUGGUGGAGGACCCCGGGCCCUCACCCCCGUCCCCUGUCCUGGGACACAAACCAUUGCAGCUGAUCGAGGUGAAAGCCAGGGGGCGCUUCGGCUGCGUAUGGAAGGCUCAGCUACUCAACGAAUACGUGGCUGUCAAGAUCUUCCCCAUACAGGACAAGCUGUCGUGGCAAAACGAGUACGAGAUCUACAGCGUGAGCGGCAUGAAGCACGACAGCAUCCUGCACUUCAUCGGAGUGGAGAAGAGGAACAACAACUUGGACCUGGAGCUGUGGCUCAUCACCGCCUACCACGACAAGGGCUCGCUGACAGACUACCUGAAGGCCAAUGUGGUGUCGUGGAACGAACUGUGCCACAUCGCUCAGACGGCCGCCCGAGGCCUGGCCUACCUCCACGAAGACAUCCCAGGACACAAGGACGGACACAAGCCCUCCAUCGCUCACAGGGACAUUAAGAGUAAGAAUGUGCUGUUGAAGACUAACCUGACAGCCUGCAUAGCCGACUUUGGCCUCGCGCUCAAGUUCGAAGCGGGAAAAUCAGCAGGAGACACACAUGGACAGGUGGGGACGCGGCGCUACAUGGCUCCCGAAGUCCUCGAGGGCGCCAUCAACUUCCAGCGAGACUCCUUCCUGCGUAUAGACAUGUACGCCUUCGGUCUGGUCCUGUGGGAGCUGGCGUCGCGCUGCACGGCCGCAGACGGUCCCGUAGAUGAAUACAUGCUCCCGUUCGAGGAGGAGGUGGGUCAGCAUCCGUCUCUGGAGGACAUGCAGGAGGUCGUCGUCCACAAGAAGCUGCGGCCCUGCCUGAGAGACUGUUGGCAGAAACACAUGGGUCUGGCCAUGCUCUGCGAAACCAUCGAGGACUGCUGGGACCACGAGGCCGAGGCGCGCCUGUCCGCUGGCUGCGUCGAGGAACGCAUCGGCCAGAUGCAACGCCAGGCCCCCAUCAUCGGCCCCGAGGAGAUCGUCACCGUCGUCACCAUGGUGACCAAUGUGGACCUCCCACCCAAGGAGUCCAGCUUAUGAUCGGCCAACGGAGCGACACCGGAUGGGCUCACGGAACCACAUUGGAUCAACACGAGGGGAUGAACAGCCGACCCUGGUUGGUUGGCUCGGAGUAUUUUCUUUCUUUGUUCAUGUUUUUUCCGUUUUUGUCUUUUUUUCUUUUUUUUUGGUUUUUGUUCCUUUUAAGUGCGGGCCGCUACUCGCGUUCAGGAAACACCCUGCGCCCACCUCACCACAUCAGUUGAUAUCCACCUCAUUUUGAUAUGUGUGCCUGAGGAUUUUAACAUUUUAACGGUCAAAACUCUCUCAUCCCGAGGCGAUUCAGGAUUCUUACGAUUACAAACGACGAGUGACAGUGCUCACAUGCUGGGACGACGACCCUCAACGGACACUUUUAUCAUGUAUUGCUUUUAUAUACAUACAAACACACACACACGGGAGGGCGACAUGUUCUGCUCGGUUUUCUACAGAGAGAGGAGAUCUUGCAGAGAAAAUUCACAGGACUCUCAAUGCAUUUUAGUGUAAAAAAACAAACAAACAAAAAAAAGACGAGCACCCGGCUCUUGAAACAUUUGCUGUUUUCUUGUGUGCGUUUUUUUGAAGACUAUCGUUCUGCCAAUAAGCAACGGCUUCUGAAUGUUUAUAGUGUAAUGCUGCUGUACAUAGUGUAUUAUGGACCCAGACAACUUGGUAAUCAAGCUUAUUUUAAAGGGGUGAGGGGGAAGGGGGGAGGGGGGUCCAUUUUCAAGCAUUACGACGAUAAAAACCAUAAACCUCCUUCAACCAGGUAUACCUCAGUUCAGAUGGACACAGUCUAAAUUAGUCCCUCUCCCUGUUCAACAGUCAUAGUUAACACUUCUCCCCAACCUUGGCUCCUCAUUACAUCCAAUCUGCUGUCAGCCAUGACACAUGGGUAAUGUAGUCAGCAACGCCUCGAUACAAACAUGGCCAUACACACAGUAAACACAAGUGUUUCUCUCUGUUCCCUCCCCUUCUUGAUCUGUGUUUAGUUUUUUGUGACGAUUGAAAAAUCACUUUUUAUUCAUUUUGUUUCGACUUAUUUGUUCUUUGUUUUGAUAAUGGGAAAAAAAAAGUAUAGCCCCAUGAAGAUGAAGUUAUGUAAGUGAUUUCCUGUUUUUGGUUUGCUGUGUCGACUGUCGGCAGAGUACUAAUAUCUUUUGCCGACAACCCUUUUGUUGGCCAUGAGAUGGGGAUAUACAUCUAUGUAUUUAUGUCUCUAGAUUAGUGCUGGGUACCAACUAAUCUUUAAUAUUUGGUGUCCGUACAGAUGCUUUAAGACGGUCAAAUUCUUGGAGCCUUGGGAUUGUUUUCGGUUUAAUCCUUUCUUUGAGGUAAAAUUCUAUUUAGAGACACAAAUUAACUCUUGUUUUUUUAGAUGAGGAAGGGGUUUUCCAGGGGUACCCAGCCCUACUUUAGAAUCAUACCUGUGUUUAGCUGAGCCAGCUUGCUUUUUGAUUUGAUUGCACACAUCUUUUUGUUUUUUCUUACCGUCAAGAGUUUCUGCUCUCUUUUGAUACGCCUCAGGAAUCUUUGCUAUACUCACCACCACCCACCUUCUCACAUCUUCCUCCCCCCUACUCCUUCUCCUCCUCUUCAUCCUGACCUGCCUCAGACUCAAGUACCUCCUCUAUCUUUCUCUUGCUAAUUCUGAAGCUUCCUCCCUACCUCUGUCUGGCCUCGUCUCUACUUGUGUUUUAGUCUUGCUGUCAUGAUCACAAUCAGUGUCUCUCCUUUAACCUCUUAACAUCCACCCUUUCCCUUAGGGUUAGGGUGAGGCUUGUAACAGAACAGGUACAAGGCCAAAAUGCUUGUAUCAGACUUGAUUCAAAAGACAGCAUUUGGCUAAAACAGCCAAAACCACUUGGCUCAAAUGUAACCCUAACCCUAAAACAGGUCAUUGGCAAUUGGGUGGAUGUUAUGUUGGAGAUGAUUGCAAAAUAAUCAGUCUUGUCUCUAUCACUGGCCAUUAAGGUCAUCUGUCCUGUCUCUAGAUCCUGGCCUGUACCGGUGUUUAGUUUCAGCUCUGCAUGCUUCUUGCAGAACAUGCCACAAGCUCAGCAUGUGUCUUGAUCUUCAAGUCUCUAUGGUCUGCAGGUAUGUUAGCGACUUUUAGACAAUUGGCUUGUCAAUGUGUGGUACUCAACCCUAUGUUACUUCCUGUCAACCAUCCUGGACGCCACUACACUACCAAAUGGCAAAGUCCUUUAUGACAUGAGUGGGCUUCCAGACUUCUAUGGAAAGCAUCUUGGAAGCCACAGGAUUUUUUUUUGUUUCAGGCUAAAUCUAUCAGUGUGCAGUCUGGUCAUUGAGUACACGAGUUGGCCUCGGUGUCCACCUUGGUUGGAGUCACAUCAAACAUACUCCCACACGGCUAGAGCUUGGCACAAGCCAGGUCAAAUCAAGACAUGUUGUGAUUCUAGUGAAGUACUUGCCCAAUCUGCUCUUUUCCUGAGUUAACCUGAAUAUCGGCAUCUGGUAAUGUAUAUCAACUACUCUAAAACCUGCCUUUAAUGUCCGAUUGGCUCACUGAUGCUCAUUGAUAUGUGGUACCCAACCCUACAUCACUUCCUGUUUGAUUGCUGCUACUCAAUCCAUCAAUCAAUCAAAUUUUAUUUAUAUAGUGCCACAUCAAAACAAAAGUUAUCUCAUGAUCUUUUACAUUUCGAGCUGGUCUAAACCAGACUCUGGAAGAUGGGACGAAAUCUAGAUGUACAGCGGCAGCUAGUGCUGAACGACUUUGUCAAAGGUUCAACAGUGCAAGGUCAAACGCAACUGUCUGUCAUGACAUGGAAGGUAUUUUGAAACCCUACCAGCUUCUUGUCUAGUUCUUGAUUCAACCAAUUAGCCUCUUUGUCCACCUUGGUUGGAAUUAUGUCAGACGUUGUCCCACACUACAACACUUUGUCCAAGAAAGAUCACAUCAACUCAAAUUAUGGUUCUCGUCGAGUACCUGCCCAGUCCCCUUGACUGAACCUCGGCACCUGGUACUUCAGCUAGGCUUAAAUGUACCCAACAGGAACACAAGUCUGAUGUUUGUAAAUUGUUAGUGGCAUCUGAUGAGACCUAUUCUAACCUCCUGGACAGUUGAAGCUCAAAUGCUUUCACUAGAUAAUGAGGCGAUAAAGAACGAGAUACAUAGAGCAACCUCCCUUUAGGUGAAGUUCUAUAAAACCACAGGGCUGAAAUGACUUGUACUGACACUAACCAAACCAUCGCACAGCUAACCACGAUUAGACGAGUGGAGACGAGGACUCUCUCUUUUCUCUCUUUCAUCCUGGUGCCAUUUCUACGUCUCCAUGAUAGUUACUCUUGUAGAUGUCAGGCAAAACGGAUGUAUCUUGUCGUCGCUGUGAAAGCGGCGGCGACAUUUUUAGUCUUUAUUUCCUCUGAGGGACAUUGAACACUGGUGCCGGCAGACCUGCAGUCUCUCCUCAAGCUCUGGGACGGUUUCACAGGAUGCAGUUUAAAAUCAGGUGCUUUUAAAGAUGAACGUUUAGGUUUGUUUCUUUUUUUUUUUUUUUUUUUAACAUGUUGAGAAACUUUUCUACUAAAUCAUUUCACCUUCAGGAAAAUAAGCUUACUUUAUAUCAAAUACACUGUAAGCAAAAAUCAUAUUGUAAGUAAAGGAAAAUGAGAGGCAGUCAUUUACACUAAUCUGGCUAUCCAUGCUGCACAGAAGACAUCAUCUCUAUGAUUGAGCUAUUUGUUCCAAGCACUGUAGCCUCGCACGGAGAUGUCCACUUUAUGGAAUUCUCCCCAACUACUUUGCAUCACAUGCUGCUAUUUUGACUUUUCAGGAUUUUCCAUCCUGUUCUCCUUCAACAAGUCCAAGGAAUCCAAGAAUCCACAAACUGCAGACAUCGUUGAGCUGCACUUGUAAAAUCUUAAAGAUAGAUGUAGUAAGGAGGAAUUAAGGAGGCAAGUUUGAGACAUUUCCAGCAUUGCGACAACACAGCAAACUUGAAGGAAGUUGAAGCCAUCAUCCUGUCAUGUACUUAAUGUAGCAUGCGUUCGAUAUUUGCAUCAAUAUCACUUCCUUUCACUGCUGCUGUUUUUCAGUUACCUGGUAUUAGCUCUGCAUUAGAUCUUUGUGCAGCUGGAACAGUCAGGGACGAUAUGUACUGCAAACACUAGCAAACCCUUCAAGUACUACCUCAUUCGCAGGGAUUUUUGGGGGGUAGAACGUAUGGCAAAUAAACCAAAACAUAACCAGGUUCUUCUCGUAGAAGUUCAUCAAUAGCAUACUGAAUCGUGAGGAAAGGUUGAGAGAUAAAUUUGGUGAAAAAUGCCUUAACAUCUCACCAUUUCAUGAAAUUAAUGAAAAAUAACCCAAGCAAAAGUAUAUGGAACUCAGACUUAGGCUUACAACAGAAGAAGUGCAAGGCCAAAAUGCAAGUAUUAGACUUACUUUGAAAGGGAACAUCGCUUAGUUUCCAUGCUCAUGAGAUGUCAAACAUGGCUCAAACUUAACCCUAGACCAUGUUUAGGUUUAAGUACUUGCUUCCACUGACUUUGAGGAGAGUAAUUUUGCAAAAUAAGGCAAAAAAUAACUCCUUUUCUGCCAUACAAAGCUACAGAAGUCCUCUCAUGAAAACUUCUCAACAUCAGCUGACUGUUGGCUAAGGUGAAAAGGAUCAACACCAGUAUUACCUUCUUCUUGUCCCAAAGUUUGUGCACUAAUACAUGAAAAAAAAAACACCAUUCAAGUAUUGACUUAGCCAGGGUUUCUUCAAACCAGCCUCCAAGUGUUAGUUGAUUACCUGCCAAAGUGGUUGGUAGGGUUGACAAACCAAUCAGCCACAGCUACAGAAAAACUAAGGUGCCAGCGAUUGAUUGGUGGUCGCUUCCCCACCGGUGGAACAUGUUCAGUGUUUGACCUCUUGAGUUUAAACUGCAUCCAAGUAACCGACCCAAGCAGACAAAUACCAUUCAGGGAUUCAGUACUAUGCUUUUCUAAGUUCUAGCGAGUUAUAUGCAACCAGUGCCGCAAACUACCCUACACUUCUGUAGGAUCAGCUGCAGGAGUGACUUUCAAUAUACACACACAAAUAACUUGUAGCAUUUUUUUUUUUAAUCCUUGACCUUGCAUAUUGAUAUGUUGUAUUUAUUUUUUAAUUUACAGGCCUGAGGUUUUGGGGUUUAGAGCUCAGGUGCAACUCAGAAUAAAGUUGUAAAGAGUUGGCUUCAUUUUACGGUUGUUAUUAGGGGUUGGGGGUGGGUGUUAAGUUGUAAUUCAGGAAAUACUUUCAUUAAUUCAAAAAAGAAAAAGAUAUAAACUGUACCGUGCUUCUUUCUAUUCAGUCUAUAUGGACAAAAUGACCGAGAAUGAAUGUUUCUUCAGACUCCUGGAUUCCAGUAUUGUGUGUACUCUGAUGGAUUGAGCCCGGCCCUGUGUACCUUUUAGAGGGCUUUGAGUUCGGCUGGUUUCGUGUGAUUGUGCCCCUUGUCGAUGUAGAAAGUAGUAAAACCGGCACUCUCGGAGCUCCAUUCAUACACCUUGGGUUGUAUCAACGUCUGCCGGACUGUUAUUGGUCCAGAUGUGUUUAGGCCAGUUUACCGGCAGGCUGAUUACUGAUAAACAUUUAUCUAGAAUCAAAAAGCCCAAGAUGAACGUACCAAAGCGCUUUUGUACCAAAUAGGUACCAGUAUGUGCUUUUGGACAUCUCAACAGCCCCCUCCCCAGAGUCAUAGAUGUCAGUACCCUUUUUAUGCUUUAAGAAGCACUUGGAAUGUUUUUGCCAGUCAAGCUCCAUCUGGUUCCCUCAGGUCUUUGUGUUCGCAUCCCUAUGAUCUGAAUAUCUACAGGUGUAUGAAUGGGGCUUCUUUGCGUGCAGACUUUACCCCUUUCUAACCAACUUCCUCCAGCCCAGCACCUCACAUUGCUGUGCAUAUAAACUACCAGUGAAACAUUUGUGUCUUGUUGCCCCCCCUCCCACUAUUUUAAGCAGUCUAUGAUCUGUACAGACAUGAGAACUUAAGUACCUGUAUCAACUAUAUACUCUGAGCUGAAUCUUUAUAAGUGCGUGUUGAACUUCAGUGUUUCCUCUACAUUCAUUGAUACUUUGUCUUUGGUUUUAAGUUUUGGCAGCGGGACCUGGCUCGGCUGCGUGAAAAGAAAACCUUGUCCUCCUUCACAUUGUGGAAAAUAAGUCGAGCUUUGUGUAAGCUAAAAGCUAGAGGCUCAUUGGAGUACUUUGUAAGGCAUCCAAGCAAGAAAGCACUUGGGGUUCCUCUUCACAAGAAAAAAAAAAAAAAAAUUAAAAAGCUUGGAAUGACAAGCCCCAUUAUCUUGGUGUUCCUCAAGGAACCUACCUUGGACCCCUGACAGUUGCAUGUUUAAGACCCCCUGAAGCUCUUUGAGAGCAACUGCAAUACUGCAUACGUGAUACUACAAUCAUCCUCUAUGAGUAUUUCAUUCCGGCAUCUCAACCUCCUGCUUUUUGACACUGUUGUAAGAAUUUUAGAGGAAACAUUGAACUCCAAUGACCUCGCUGCCAGGACUGUCUUGGCAGCAAGAUAGUCUGGUUGCCAGGCAUAAAGUUUCUUAAAAAAAAAAAAGAAA
Messenger RNA from Sphaeramia orbicularis (orbiculate cardinalfish), 9087 nucleotides. RefSeq names its product activin receptor type-2A. Gene Ontology annotation, biological process: activin receptor signaling pathway; cellular response to growth factor stimulus; protein phosphorylation. The transcript has 12 exons. NCBI's taxonomy places the organism in Eukaryota, Metazoa, Chordata, Actinopteri, Kurtiformes, Apogonidae. The record is from RefSeq and is a predicted model, not a curated record. Gene Ontology annotation, cellular component: plasma membrane; activin receptor complex. Bases 936 to 2525 code for a protein of 529 amino acids. Gene Ontology annotation, molecular function: metal ion binding; activin receptor activity; activin binding.